This is a messenger RNA of Alternaria arbusti, 414 nucleotides long. RefSeq lists its product as uncharacterized. Bases 1 to 414 code for a protein of 137 amino acids. The record is from RefSeq and is a predicted model, not a curated record. Lineage: Eukaryota; Fungi; Ascomycota; Dothideomycetes; Pleosporales; Pleosporaceae. The transcript is spliced from 2 exons.
AUGCCGAACCACCCUAUAUCCGUGAGCGUGAACGAGAGCGCGAUCGCGAUAGAGAACGUCACCAUCGCGACCGAGACCCUUACUCCAUGGGAAGCGGUAGCGGCCGCUCCCACCGCCGGCACUCGGAAGACGUUGAAUACCCCCGCGAACGUACCCGCGAUUCAGCCCGCACACGCAGUCACGAUAGAGUUAAAGACGAAUGGGACGAUCGCCAUGAUCGAAGUCGAGAUAGAGACCGCGACCGCGACCGCGACCGAGAGAGGGACAGAGACAGAGACCGCGACAAGAGAAACUCCAGCUACGAGGACAGAGACAGAGACGACAGUCGCGAAAGAGAUCGAGAUCGAGAUAGAGACCGGGUAUGUGUCUGGGGUGCAGGACGGUGUGUCUGGCCGGAAAUAUCCUGUCGCUUAA